CCGGGUGUGUUUCAAUUAUGGAAUAAUGGACAAUUUUUACUCAGGGAAUUGAUUUAAUUGAUAAAAUAUUUCGGUCGUACUUGGAAGAGACACCUUUCACCGUCCGUUUUGGAGUCGCUUGCGACUCAAUAAUUAUCGAGGUGGCGUGGGGCACUGCUGUGAUGGAGUUGCAGAGUUGGUUACUCUAUCAUCUGGUAGCUGUUACCGACUGCAACCAAGUGAUGCAGUCGGCAGCUACGGGGGGUGGACUAUACCCAGCAAGUGGUGCAAGUAGUAGAGCUCGAGAUUUAGGUCUCAGGGCGCAGAAAAAAUUGCUCGGACGUGUUGUUUCCACCGGAGCUGGAAGAUCACUGUUCAUCGAUGAUGCAACAACAUCACUACUUGAUAAUUUGUUCAAACUCAUGGAGAGAGUCGCCAAGAGCCAUGCGGAUAUGGACAAGAAGCAGCCGGAGAAAGUCCUCAAGAAUAUCGUCAAAUUGUCAAUUAAGAUAGGAUUAUUACAGCGUAAUCAACAAUUGGGUCCAUCCGACGAGGCGAAAAUCAAUGAGAUAAGAACGAGCCUGAGAGCGACAGCAAUGGCAGUUGUCUCCUUCCACGAGCUGGAAUUUAGUUUUGAUCGUUUGUACUUAACGAGAUCCCUGGAGCGCUGCAGGACAGCCAUAAUAUCCCUAAUUAAACCCCAUCUCACCGACAAAUCGCAGGACCGGUGUGAUAUGAUCUUUGAUUUUCUCACCAAUCCAGAUUUUCUGGACGCCGUGUUUAGACAGGACUCUGAACACCGUCAAAAUCUUGGUUUGCUGGUUGCAGACGUGAAUAAAGCACUUGAUGCUGGGCAUCUUUGAUUUAAUCGAUUGGAAGAAAAGGGAGCCAUUAGUUUGAUGGAAUGAGAGGAUUAGUCAAUACCAUGACCAAUAGAACUAGAAAUUUUUACCAAAACACUUGGAAAUUUCGCAACGAUGUUGCCAUUGGAAAAAUCACAAGAAACAUUUUUGAUUAAAAAAGUGUUCUACGAAAAGUACCAAAUUAGUUUAAUGACUGGGUCAAUUCGAAAACUGGUCAGUUGACCCCAACAUUCAGACAAAUCAUACUUGAAAUAUGAUGUUUAUCGAUUCAGUUGAUUAGCACGAGUGCUAGAACCUUAAGGUAUGGACGAAAACAAUUUUCCUCAGCUUGUAUGAGGGAAACUUUGGAAUAAUGAAUGAUGAACAAUGAAAACGAUUUAUUUUCAUCAGUUUAUAUGAAUCCGCAAAUUCUGUUGAAUUUCCUCUGAUGCGCCGUCAUUCCUCGAUAUCAAAUUAGAUUGAUUAGUGAAGGAAUAGAAACAAAGUGACUCAUCUCCUCAUUCCAUAAUGUCAAAUUCAUAGAAUUUAUUUUUCCUCACCGCAAACCACUUCGCACGAUAACAAUAAAAAGAGAAAUAGACGAGUGAGCCUUAUGCCCUCACUAUUCAGUAGCCGCUCGAUUUCACAUCCAUUGUCUUUGACCCAGUCGCAGUCUCGAGUCGCGCACACGCAUAUGUCAUAAGUUUAUCUCAUUGUAAUGACAAGAGAUAGAGGAGUCAUCAUUGCAUGAGAGAGAGAGAGGGAUGAAAACAUUUAUGAUAUGUUAGUUUUUGUGGUGUGAACAGAAGCUGAUGUGCGUUGAAAAUCGAUUGUAUUUCGAUUGAUUGCAAAUCCAGGAGCCAGAGGGACUUUCGAUUUUGUAUAAUAUUUGUUUAUAUGUAUUAUAGCCUAGAUUAGUUUUUCCAGACGUUUAUUUAUAUUUUAUUUGCCUUACUUUAUUAUGGUAUCACUAACGGGUGUUUUCGACAUUGAAAUUCUCCAAGGAAAGAGGCGACGAGAUGAAAAGUAUGUUUAAUGCCCAAAUAUCGCUAUUUCUGGCACAUUUUGUAAAUUGUCAAGCGGAAUUACUAUUUAAUAUUUUUGGACGAAACUCACUGCUCUUAUGAUGCAUCUGUAUUUCUUUGCGAUAGGAUUUGAAGUGGUAGAAUCCUUUAAAUGCAAAUUUGCUCGCUUCCAUGUCUUCAAAACUACUUUAAGCAGCAGGAAAAAAUAAUUUGAAAUCAAAAUUACAAAAUAAUCAUCAGUUACCCCCCAAAUAUCCAGUCGACUGAGCCCUAUCUCGUUUAUUUAGUAAAUAUCGGUCAGUAAAAGAUAAUUGGUGACACGAAGUUGAAUGCAAUGACACUCAUCGAUAGAAGUGUUGAAGAAUGUUAAUGUCAAAUAACAAAUUGAAGUCUAGCGUCUUCUUAGCUGACUAGAAAUGUUUCAACUAUUUUUUCAUGGAGAGUUGAAUGACAGUUGACAUCGUCCAGAAACUGACCUGUAAACCCAUAUUAAUUUUCAUCCAAAUAUUACUUUAGUCAGGAUUUUUUUAAUAACUUUCCCAAUGAAUUUCAAUUACUACAAAGGAAAGGUGGAUUGAUGCUCCAUUAAAUCAAUCGAAAAAACCAAAAACAUACGUGAAUGCUGUAUCACCAAUGAGCUUAUCAAAGAGAACUAAUAACUGAAGUGGCUCAAAUUACGUGUUUAAUUUUUUAAAAUAGGAAUUCAAUGUUUGUAAUUGGACAAAAUUGCAAUGUUUGAAUGUGCUCGACAUAUCCCCAUCUUUCUCCGACCAAAGAUUGAUGGACACAUUUCGUUCGUUGUUAGUAAAAUUCAAGAUCAAAACGAUAACCAAUAAAUAGAUGAAGAAUUUUGAAUAAUCAAUUUAAUUUGUGAUUUUGUAGACGUAUUCGUUUUUGAAGAAAUUAUACACGACCUUUACACAGUGAUUCGAUGCAUUACUAUUAAGAAUUGUAUAUUUAUGUGAUGUAUUACCAUAUCGUUUUACCACGAAUAAAUUAUUUGUAAAGAAAAAUCA
Messenger RNA from Diachasmimorpha longicaudata, 2862 nucleotides. It is a transcript of the gene sigmar, whose product is annotated as tumor necrosis factor alpha-induced protein 8-like protein. Lineage: Eukaryota; Metazoa; Arthropoda; Insecta; Hymenoptera; Braconidae. Gene Ontology annotation, biological process: regulation of apoptotic process. The record is from RefSeq and is a predicted model, not a curated record. The transcript is spliced from 4 exons. Gene Ontology annotation, cellular component: cytoplasm. Bases 162 to 842 code for a protein of 226 amino acids.